AUGUCCAUUGCCACCGUCUACCAAAAGUUGGACACAGCGGUUAUCUUCAACACUUUGGAAACUAAAGCAAGUACUCCAAUAGUGAGAUCUCAUCAUGAUUUAUUAAAUUCUUCAGAUCCUUUCCAACAAAUUAUACAGAUUCAAGAACAAAUAGGUGAACUUAUUUCUGCUAUCUUUACAAAUGAUUCCACUUUAUUACAAGCGCUACCUCAUUUAGAUCAUAUCAAACCAAACACAGUCAUCAAUAUUGCAUUAUCAAAUUAUCAAACAAUCAUUGCAUUAAAAGAUUUAAAUUUCACAACAUUAGUUUCAAAUUCAAAUCAAGAUAUAAUAAAUCAUUCUGUAUUGGCUCAUUUAUUAGUUCAAAAUAAUAUUGGUAAACCGGUUUUACAUUUCAUCAAUUAUGAAUUAGCUACUGGUAGUAUUAAAUUCAAUGCAGAUGCUUUUGAUAAACUAUUAUCUCUUGAUUUAACUCAAGAUGAAGAUUUAUUUCAAUCAGCUUUAAAUCAUGCAAAUAAACAUGGUUUUAAAAUUAAUCAUAUUGAUUACCAUGCUGGUUCCAAAUCUGCUAAAACUGCUAUUGUUUCAUUAGGUUCUCAUUUCCAUGAUUUAACUAAAAAUUCAUCAAAUUUACCAAUUAUUGAUAUCAAAAUUUUUAAACCUUUCCCAAUUGAUCAAAUCUUAUCAAGUUUACCAUCUUCAAUUGAUUCUAUUGCUAUAUUGGAAAAUUCAAUUAAAAAACCAUUCACAAGAUUUUCUCCACUUUUAUUAGAAUUUUUCCAAUCUCCAUCUGCUUUAAUUGAAAAAAAUAUCUUGAAAAUUACUUCUGCUUCAAUUGGUGAUUAUGAUGAUGAUUUUAAUAAAUUAAUUAAUAUUAUUUUAUCAAAUUUAUCAAUUGAUAAUCCAAUUCAAAAUUUAUUUUUCGGUAAUGAAGUUGAAAAUUUCAAUAAUUUAUCUCAAUCAAAAUUAGAUGAAAUUUCUAAAAUUAAUAAAUUAGAAUCAAGUUAUAUUACAAUAUUAGAUCAAAUUUUUGGUUCAAAUUUACAAAUUUUUAAUCAAUUUCAAAAAGAAAAUAUUAAUUUAUCUUCACCUGAAUUUGGAUUUGGUUCUUUUAUUUAUCAAUCUGAACAACAACAAAAAUUAACAAAUUUAAUUCAUAAUUCUCUUGAUUCUCCUGAAUUAAAAUUUAAUACUCCAAAAGUUAAUGAAUUAGUGGAAAAAUUAUCUAAAUGGUUAGUUUUCAAAAGAGAUGGUUCAUUAUCACAAGAUCAAUUACAAAAAUUUAAUUCUUUAUCAUUAGAAAUUUUAGAUAUUUUACAUAAAGAUGAUUCUGAAACUUCCAAAAAAUUACUAGAAUUUAAAUCUUCAUUUUUAAAUAAAUCUUCUUGGUUAAUUGGUUCUGAUUCUUGGGCUUAUGAUUUAGGUAAUUCAGGUGUUCAUCAUGUUUUAGCUUCAAAUGAAAAUAUAAAUGUCUUGAUUAUUGAUAAUGAAACUUUUGAAGAAAAAAAAUCAAAUCAAUUAAAAUCUUCAACUUUAAGAAAAAAAGAUAUUGGUCUUUAUGCUAUGAAUUAUACAAAUGCUUAUGUUGGUUCAAUUGCUAUUUAUUCUUCUUAUACUCAAAUGUUAACAACUUUAAUUGAAGCUACUCAAUUUGAUGGUCCUUCAAUCAUUUUAGCUUAUUUACCAAUUCAAAAUGAAUUUGAUACUCCAUUAGAAAUUUUAACAAAUACUAAAAAAUCUGUUGAUUCAGGGUUUAUACCAUUAUAUCGUUAUAAUCCAAAAUUAUUAAAAGAUUCUGAAAUUUUUAAAUUAGAUUCAACAGUUAUAAAAGAAAAUUUAAAAGAAUUUUUGGAUCGUGAAAAUAAAUUAACUUUAUUAUCCAAGAAAUCUCCUCAAUUUGCAAGAGAUUUAAAACAAUCUCAAACUUCAAUUAUAAAACAAAAACAAGAUAAAAAAGCUCAACAAGCUUAUGAUCAAUUAUUAGAAGGUUUAUCAGGUCCUCCAAUUUCUAUCUAUUUUGCUUCUGAUGGUGGUAGUGCUGAAAAUUUAGCUAAAAAAUUAGGUAAACGUGCAAGUCAAAGAGGUUUAAAGGCAACUGUUUUAUCAAUGGAUGAUAUUAUAUUAGAAGAUUUACCAUCAGAAGAAACUAUAUUAUUUAUUACUUCAACUUCAGGUCAAGGUGAAUUUCCUCAAAAUGGUAAAAAUUUUUGGGAUUCAAUUAGAAAUUCUGGUGAUUUAGAUUUAGAAUUUUCUUCAAUUUCUUGUUUUGGUCUUGGUGAUUCAUUAUAUUGGCCAAGAGCUCAAGAUAAACAUUAUUAUAAUAAACCUGCAAAAGAUUUACAUGAAAGAUUAAAAUUUUUAAAUGCAAAAGAAUUAAUUCCUUUAGGUCUUGGUGAUGAUCAAGAUGCUGAUGGGUUCCAAACUGGUUAUAAAGAAUGGGAAUCUAAUUUAUGGAAAGCUUUAGGUGUUGAUAAUAUAACAACUGCUGAUGAACCUCCUCCAAUUACAAAUGAAGAUAUUAAAAUCGCAUCAGAUUUCUUAAGAGGUGGUAUUGCUGAAGGUUUAAAAGAUGAAAGUACUGGUGCUAUUUCAGCUCAUGAUCAACAAUUAACUAAAUUCCAUGGUAUUUAUAUGCAAGAUGAUCGUGAUUUAAGAGAUGCUCGUAAAGCUGCUGGUUUAGAACCAUUUUAUAUCUUUAUGGCUCGUGUUAGAUUACCAGGUGGUAUUACUACUCCAGAUCAAUGGUUAGUUUUAGAUAAAUUAGCUGAUGAAAGAGGUAAUGGUACUGUUAAAUUAACUACAAGAGCUACUUAUCAAUUACAUGGUAUUGUUAAACAUAAUUUAAAACCAUCAAUUAGAGCUAUGAAUUCUGUUUUAAUGGAUACAUUAGGUGCUUGUGGUGAUGUUAAUAGAAAUGUUAUGAUUAGUGCUUUACCUCAUAAUGCAAAAAUUCAUUCUGAAGUUGAUAAUAUUGCAAAAAAAAUUUCUCAACAUUUAUUACCACAAACUACUGCAUAUCAUGAAAUUUGGUUAAAAGGUGAUGAUCCAGAAGAUGAUGAUCCAAAUUGGCCAGAAAUUUUUGAAAAAAGAAAAGAUGGUCCAAAAAAAAUUAAAACUUUAGUUGCAGGUAAUGCUUUAGUUGAUAAUGAACCAUUUUAUGGUCCAACUUAUUUACCAAGAAAAUAUAAAAUUAAUAUUACAGUUCCACCUUAUAAUGAUGUUGAUGUUUGGUCUUCAGAUGUUGGUUUAAUUGCAAUUGUGGAAAAUAAUGAAGUUAUUGGAUUUAAUGUUUUAGUUGGUGGUGGUAUGGGUUCAACUCAUAAUAAUAAAAAAACUUAUCCAAGAGCUGGUUCUUCAUUUGGAUUUGCACCAAUUGAUCAAAUUCAUUUAGUUUGUGAAAAAGUUAUGUUGGUUCAAAAAGAACAUGGUAAUAGAAAAGAUCGUAAAAAUGCAAGAUUAAAAUAUACUGUUGAUACUUUAGGUGUUGAUGUUUAUAAAUCAAAAGUUGAAGAAUUAUGGGGUCAAAAAUUUGAACCUGAACGUGCUUAUGAAAUUAAAGAUAAUGUUGAUCAUUUUGGUUGGGUUACUGAUGAAUUAUCAAGACAUCAUUUCACUUGUUUUAUUGAAAAUGGUCGUGUUGAAGAUACUCCUGAAUUACCACAAAAAACUGGUUUGAAAAAAAUUGCUGAAUUUUUUAAAUCAAAUCCAAAUUCAAAAGGUACUUUUAGAUUAACUGGUAAUCAACAUGUUCUAAUUUCAACAGUUUCUAAUGAAGAAUUACCAACAGUUAAACAAAUUUUACAUGAUUAUAAAUUAGAUAAUACUGAUUUUAGUGGGUUAAGAUUAUCAAGUGCUGCUUGUGUUGCUUUUCCAACUUGUGGUUUAGCAAUGGCUGAAUCUGAACGUUAUUUACCUGUAUUAGUUGGUAAAAUUGAAGAAGCUUUAGAAGAAUAUGGUUUACGUCACGAUUCUGUUGUUAUGAGAAUGACUGGUUGUCCAAAUGGUUGUGCAAGACCUUGGUUAGCAGAAAUUGCUUUAGUUGGUAAAGCUUAUGGUACUUAUAAUCUGAUGUUGGGAGGUGGUUAUUAUGGUCAACGUGUUAAUAAGAUUUAUAAACAAAGUAUUAAAGAAGAUGAAGUUUUAGCAAUUUUAAAACCAUUAUUUAAAAGAUGGGCUUUAGAAAGAGAAGAAGGUGAACAUUUUGGUGAUUUCUGUAUUAGAACAGGAGUUAUUGCACCAACUUUAGAAGGUAAAUAUUUCCAUGAUGAUGUUCCAGAAUGGGAUUAA
This is a messenger RNA of Hansenula ciferrii, 4287 nucleotides long. It is a transcript of the gene MET5, whose product is annotated as sulfite reductase (NADPH) subunit beta. The coding region runs from base 1 to 4287 and encodes 1428 amino acids. The transcript has a single exon. The record is from RefSeq and is a predicted model, not a curated record. Gene Ontology annotation, cellular component: sulfite reductase complex (NADPH). Gene Ontology annotation, biological process: sulfate assimilation. Lineage: Eukaryota; Fungi; Ascomycota; Saccharomycetes; Phaffomycetales; Wickerhamomycetaceae. Gene Ontology annotation, molecular function: FMN binding; iron-sulfur cluster binding; heme binding.